Messenger RNA from Sesamum indicum (sesame), 1226 nucleotides. RefSeq names its product copper ion binding protein. The record is from RefSeq and is a predicted model, not a curated record. NCBI's taxonomy places the organism in Eukaryota, Viridiplantae, Streptophyta, Magnoliopsida, Lamiales, Pedaliaceae.
UGUCUCUCUGUAUUUAAAAGUCGGCCCUUUCCUUUCAAGGCUGAGAUUUUCUUCAUCAUUUCAUCCAACUUCAAUUCUCUUCUGUUCUUCUGCACUCUGCCCUGCGGAAUUCUAAUUAUUGCCGGUUUUUCCCCCCGAUCACCAGGUUAACUAGAACCUACUGGUAACAUGGGUGAAUCAUUUACAAUACAAAUCAGCAGCAACUUAGUCAGGAACCUUGUUGAUGAUGGUGAGAAGGUCAAGAAGAAAACAAGAAAGCCAAAAUCAAAGGUUCCACGAGAACCACCUCAACCCCAGACAGUGCCUCCGAAUCAGCUAUCUGAUGAUACAGAGACAAUUAAAGCCGCCCCUUUGACUGGAUGGCCAAUUCAGCCUCCUUCAUACUAUCCUAUUCCACCUCAGAAACCUGCAAACACAGAAUUAGAUGCCAUUUGGUCUGUCCUCCAGGAGAGUGAAAAGGUUGUCGAGAGGUUGCAGAAGCAGGAAGAAAACAUGCUACAGGAGGUCACCCAAAGAGCAAAGGAUCUCCACGAUAAAGAAUUUAAGCUUCCAAGUCGAAAGCCCAUGCCCUGUUUGGAUCAGAAAGAUGCAUGUUUGAACUGCUACAAGGAACAUGUCAAGGACCCCCUGAAAUGUGCUCAAUUUGUAAAAGAUUUUGCAGAUUGUGCACGCAGAGUUAGGCAGCAAGUCGGCGCAGAGAAGAAUUAGGUACUUUUUGGUGAGAAUGUGUAUCGAGUCCUUUUUGUUGCAUUCAAUGAACCUUUGUUCUCGCUCUUUGCUCAAACAGUCUAUUACUUGUUCGUAGGUAGCGGACAAAAAGUUUGGACGGGUUAUGCAUGGUGAAAAUUCUUGGAAGAGUUAUAUUUUCAGAUUCAUAUGAUUCUGCAAUAUCUCUCUCUUUUUCCCUUCGGCGUUGUUUCAAGUGAAAAGCUGAUGAUUGAUAAGUAGUCCUGAUUAAGGAUUACCAGAGUGUAUGAACCUGUUUAGGAAUUUAGGAUACUAGAACUCACAUAUGUGAGACAGUUGACAAACUUUGAAUAAGUUCAUAACUCAAGCAAUUAUGACCCUUUUGAAGCUUCAUGGUCUGUUGCCAGUACAACUGUAUCUUAUGUUGUACUGAAUUCAUUUAAGUUUUGUAUUGAAUAACUUUGGCUGGUGAGUAGCUGCCUGGCUGUAACUACUCUAUUUUUGAAUUGAUGAUUAUAUCACUUCCUUUAUUAUCAUCA